Molecule: messenger RNA, 1962 nt
Organism: Nanorana parkeri
Lineage: Eukaryota; Metazoa; Chordata; Amphibia; Anura; Dicroglossidae
Gene: ST6GAL2
Product: ST6 beta-galactoside alpha-2,6-sialyltransferase 2
Exons: 5
Coding region: 62-1570 (502 amino acids)
Molecular function (GO): sialyltransferase activity
Source: RefSeq, a predicted model, not a curated record
GUCACAAUAAGAUUUCAGCUUUGCCCAUAUAAAGAAAAAAGAAGCUAGUGGAGAUCAAGCCAUGAAAUCUAACCUAAAGCAAUGGAAACAACUCAUGCUGUUUGGAAUUUGUGCUUGGGGUUUACUGUUCCUGGUAAUAUUCAUCUACUUCACAGAUAGCAACUCCGUGGAACCAGUGCCAAGUUCAUUUUCUUACAUAGAAGCUAAGAAACUCCUACCUAUUCAAGGAAAGCAGAGGGCUAUCAUGGGAGCACUACAGGAUGCCUCCUUAUCCUAUGCCAUUGAUGACAAUAAUCUAAUUGAUGAAGAAGUUUUAAAGACCUUUAAGUUAGGCCAUGGUAACAUUAAAACCAUUGCUGACGUGGAAAAUUAUUUUGCAAGUGAGGAUGAAUUUAUCAUGUCCAAGAAAAAAGGCUUUGCUCAUAAAGAUUCCAGUCAGGCUCAAUCAUUCCAUUCCUUGUCUGGUGGAAGGUAUCAUCAAAAUGCACACUCCAGAUAUAGAAAAGUCAGGAGGAAUUCACAUCGCAAGAAACAACAUGUGUUUGAAGAAUACGAUGAUUGGAAUGGAUUCUCCUCAACCAUGUCUAAAUCAUUUCUUCAGAAGCUGUGGAAAGGUAAUGUGUCAUCAAAGAUGCUAACUCCUCGUCUACAGAAAGCAAGGAGGGAGUACCUCAGAGCUAACAAACUCGGCGUUAGCUUCUCCGGAAAGCACAACUCCAGAAAACUGAGUUCUCAAGAACUUCUGUGCAUUCUGAAAAAGAGAGCUCAUGUGAGAACUUUGGAUGGUAAGGAGGCUCCAUUCUCAAACUUAGGAUGGGAAAAGUAUUUUCCUCCGGUACCCUUGAGUAAACUGUAUCCACAAGGCUUCUCUACUUGUGCAGUGGUAUCCUCUGCUGGAGCAAUACUGAACUCUUCACUAGGAGCUGAAAUCGAUGGCCACGAUGCAGUGUUGCGAUUUAAUUCGGCACCAACACACAAUUAUGAAAAAGAUGUCGGAAAUAAAACCACCAUGCGUAUUAUAAAUUCUCAGAUCCUUACCAACCCCAAUCAUCACUUUACUGACAGCUCAUUAUAUAAAGAUGUCACCUUAGUUGCAUGGGAUCCUUCUCCUUAUUAUGCUGAUCUUCAUAUGUGGUACCACAAACCAGAUUAUAAUCUUUUCCCACCCUAUGAGCAACAUCGGAAAAAAAAUCCAGACCAGCCAUUUUACAUUCUUCACCCGAAGUUCACAUGGGAAUUGUGGAAAAUCAUCCAAGAGAACAGUGAGGAGAAGAUACAACCGAACCCUCCAUCAUCUGGUUUCAUUGGUAUCCUCAUUAUGAUGUCCUUAUGCAGGGAAGUCCAUGUGUAUGAGUACAUCCCUUCUUACCGACAGACUGACCUCUGCCAUUACCAUGAACAAUAUUAUGAUGCAGCAUGUACCCUGGGGGCAUACCAUCCCCUUCUGUAUGAAAAAAUGCUUAUUCAGAGGAUUAAUAGGGGAACAGAAGAGAAUCUUCUUCGAAAAGGGAAAGUCACUUUGCCUGGAUUUAGCUCUUUACACUGCCCUGCCAAUGAUCAUAUUACAUAAGGAAUGGUCUCUUUGUCUUGGAAAUAAUGUGCAAUAAUCUGCUACUGUUGUCAUGUCAGCAACAAUACUUGAAGAAGACAUCUCGUAGACCAUUGCAAGGCACAGGUCUCUAAACUUUAACUGACUAGUAGACAUAGAAAUGUCUAAGCCAUUGAGUAUUUAUUUCUGUUUUGUCAGAAUAGGGUGAGCUCUGUAACAAGUGGAGAAAUCUUGCGAAUGUGCUAGUUAGUAAAAAAAAAAAUCAAUAUUAUACUAUGGACUUGAAGGAGCUGCUCUCAUCGAUCCAUAUUGUGCCAUACGUUACCAUGUUUUUAAGAAGCUGUGAGUUUCUUUUGUACUUAUAAAUACAUCAAAACCUCUUCCAGAAUGGGUGACCUUGAUGUUCUGGAGCU